Molecule: messenger RNA, 705 nt
Organism: Fraxinus pennsylvanica
Lineage: Eukaryota; Viridiplantae; Streptophyta; Magnoliopsida; Lamiales; Oleaceae
Source: the annotation of a GenBank genome assembly
AUGAUUAGGUAUCCCACAUCUCUCAAGAACCUAAGCAUUGUUGAGAUCAUGGGAACUUUGGCACUAGAUAAUGAGAAUGUGCACACUGAGGAGUACGUAACAUUGGGGCUUAAAGAAUCAGGGAAUGGAAGUUCAGGAUACCCCCGAGUUUUAUCACUUUUCUCAACACUUCUUGAGAGGUCUGUUCAGAAAAACGAAAGGAUACUAGAGGCCACGAAGACCAAAGAUGCUAUCACAAUAUUUCACGGUUCAAGAGCACCUUCUUUGGGCAUCCGUCAAUAUGUUGAUCGCAUUUUCAAGUACUCGCGCUGCAGCCCUUCAUGCUUUGUUAUAGCAUACAUAUAUGUGGAUAGAUUCGUUCAGAGGACAAAUUUUUACCUAACAUCCCUCAACGUUCACCGAGUUAUAAUCACCAGUGUAAUGGUGGCUGCGAAGUUUAUUGAUGAUGCAUUCUUCAAUAAUGCAUAUUAUGCUAGAGUGGGAGGCGUAAGCACGGCAGAGUUGAACAAGUUGGAGAUGAAGUUUUUAUUUGGUCUCGACUUCCAACUUCACGUGACUCUCCAGACAUUCAGGAAGUAUUGUUCGCUGUUGGAAAAGGAAGCAACGGACGUGCUUCAGAUUGAACGCUCGUUCCAGGCAUGUGGAAUAAAAAAGAGCUGGCAAAACAAAGAUGAUUCAACUUGCGCUCCUACAAUUGCUAGAUGA